Messenger RNA from Nycticebus coucang (slow loris), 279 nucleotides. Its product is annotated as barrier-to-autointegration factor-like. Gene Ontology annotation, molecular function: DNA binding. The transcript has a single exon. The coding region runs from base 1 to 279 and encodes 92 amino acids. Lineage: Eukaryota; Metazoa; Chordata; Mammalia; Primates; Lorisidae. The record is from RefSeq and is a predicted model, not a curated record.
AUGACAGCCCUCCCAAAAGCACUGAGACUUCGAGACUUCGUGACAGAGCCCAUGGAGGAAAAGCCAGUGGGGAGCUUAGCUGGGAUUGGUGAAGUCCUGGGCAAGGAGCUGGAGGAAAGGGGCUUUGACAAGGCACAUGUGGUCCUUGGCCAGUUCCUGGUGCUAAAGAAAGAUGAAGACCUCUUCCAGGAAUGGCUGAAGGAUACAUGUGGCGCUAAUGCUAAGCAGUCCCGAGGUUACUUGGGAUGCCUCUGGGUGUGGUGUGACGCCUUCUUGUGA